This is a messenger RNA of Ostrinia furnacalis (Asian corn borer), 1554 nucleotides long. RefSeq names its product venom carboxylesterase-6. Lineage: Eukaryota; Metazoa; Arthropoda; Insecta; Lepidoptera; Crambidae. The record is from RefSeq and is a predicted model, not a curated record. Bases 1 to 1554 code for a protein of 517 amino acids. The transcript has 8 exons. Gene Ontology annotation, molecular function: hydrolase activity.
AUGAAAUAUCCUCACAGAUACGCGCAGCCUCCACGAGGGGCGUUGAGGUUCCGUGCGCCCGCGCCGCUGGAACCAUGGUCGGGAGUCCGCGACGCCUUGGAGGAGGGCGCUGUGUGUCCUCACCGCUUCAUGCUCUUCGACACAUACAAGGGAGAUGAAGACUGCCUGUUCCUGAACGUGUACUCGCCGGCUCUGCCUGAUAAGCUCACCGGAUACAAUCCAAAGCUAGCAGUGAUGGUGUGGAUCCACGGGGGCGCGUUCACGAUGGGAUCCGGCAACGCAUUCCUGUACGGGCCCGACCACCUCGUCAGUGCUGGAGUAGUGCUGGUCACGCUCAACUACCGGCUCGGUGCCCUUGGCUUCCUCAGCCUGGAGAAUGAUGAGGUGCCAGGGAACAUGGGACUCAAGGACCAAGUGAUGGCCCUGAAAUGGGUUCGAGACAACAUUGAGGCUUUCGGGGGAGAUCCCUCGCGAGUGACGAUAUUUGGAGAGUCAGCUGGUGCCGCGUCCGUCCAUCUUCACAUGCUAUCCAAAGCUUCUGAGGGUCUCUUCCACGGAGCCAUAGCUCAGAGUGGGCUGGCUCUGUCCCCGUGGGCGCUGGCCAGCGGCGCACGCGCACGCGCCUUCGAGCUCGGCAAGGAGCUCGGCAUCGUCACCAACAACACCGCUGAGCUGCUGGGUUACCUUCGCGCAACUCCCAGCGAGCUCAUAGUGAAGGCAGGCGCGCGCCUCGCCGGGAUGCCGGGCAAGAAUGCCGACCUCAAGAGCACCGUGGCCCUGCCGUUCCUGCCCACGCUGGAGCCCGAAGGUCCCGACGCUUUCCUCACGGCCUCGCCACGGGACUCCCUGCCUGGAGCUGACGUGCCUUUCCUUACGGGAUACAACGCGCAGGAAGGCAUUAUCCUGUUUCGCCGAAUGCAGCGUGACCCAAAGCUGCUGAGCGAGCUGGACCGCGAGUUCCAGCGCGUGGUGCCGCCCGAGCUGUUCUCCGCAGACCCUGAGCUCACCAGCAACGUCACCGCCGCCAUCAGAGCCUUCUACUUCCAGCAGAGGCCCGUGGACACCAGGAAUGUCGACAGUCUUAUUGACUUAUUCACAGACGUGAUGUUCCUCCGGCCGUUAUUAGAGACCGUUCGCCUGCAAGCAGAGACCAACAGGACGAGUCCGACCUACGUGUACCGGUUCGCCUUCGACGGUGCCCUGGGACUGUUUAAGCGAAUGCUGGGCAUCACGCACCCCGGGGCAUGCCAUGGCGAUGAGAUGGGAUACUUGUUCUACUUCUCCCGCCUGAACUACAGACUAGACGAAAACUCUACGGAGCUUGCCGUCUCGCAGCGUAUGGUACAAAUGUGGACUAACUUUGCUAAGACUGGAAACCCCACGCCUCCUGUGGACUACGACUCAAUAAUCGACUUCAAAUGGCAGCCCGUUAACGACACCUCCCACAUCAACUACUUAGACAUCGAUGGGAACUUCACCCAGCUCACAGACCCUGAGGCCAAGCGCGUGCGCUUCUGGGACUGGCUUUACGAAAACUACGCCAACAAACCGUGA